Messenger RNA from Elaeis guineensis (African oil palm), 1941 nucleotides. Its product is annotated as beta-hexosaminidase 1. The record is from RefSeq and is a predicted model, not a curated record. Gene Ontology annotation, cellular component: membrane. Gene Ontology annotation, molecular function: beta-N-acetylhexosaminidase activity. NCBI's taxonomy places the organism in Eukaryota, Viridiplantae, Streptophyta, Magnoliopsida, Arecales, Arecaceae. Gene Ontology annotation, biological process: glycosaminoglycan metabolic process; carbohydrate metabolic process.
CGGCAUCAUCGGGGAUCUUUUUCUCCGCCGGCACUGCCUUCCCCGGAGAUUCUUUUCCCCCAAAAGUGGCCUCCAGAACGAUGAAUUCCCUCCCUUUCCUUCUUCUUCUGCUCUACCUUAUCCUUCUCGCUUUUCCCUCCCAUGGGUUUCGUAACUCCACCGCUUCUCUUGACGACUCCCUUGUCUACCUCUGGCCUCUCCCCAAGGAAUUCCGCUAUGGCGACCGGACCGUCUCCAUCGACCCCGACCUCGCUUUCCGCCUUGAAGGAGCCGGGGGGAGCUCUACCGUCUUGAAGGAGGCGUUCGAGAGGUAUAAGGAUUUGAUCUUUAAGCCGUGGGCCAGAUCCGUCCGGCGGUGGUCGGGGGCAUACGACGUCAGUGAGCUGACUGUGUUCGUCUCUUCCGACAACGAAACGCUUCAAUUAGGCGUGGAUGAGAGUUACACCCUCUACGUGGGUGGCGAAGGGCGCCUUUCGAUCCUCGGAGGAGCUUCGAUCGAGGCCAAUACUAUUUAUGGGGCUAUGCGUGGGUUAGAGACAUUCAGCCAAUUGUGUAUAUUUAACUAUGAAACUAAAACUGUAGAAGUGUACAAUGCCCCAUGGUAUAUUCAAGAUGAACCACGGUUUGCUUUUCGCGGGCUUCUUCUCGAUACCUCACGACAUUACCUACCAGUAAGUGUGAUCAAGCAAGUGAUCGACUCAAUGUCAUAUGCUAAAAUGAAUGUUCUCCACUGGCACAUCAUAGACGAACAAUCCUUUCCUUUGGAGGUACCUUCAUAUCCAGAUUUGUGGAAGGGUUCAUACACAGAGUGGGAGAGAUAUAAUGUUGAGGAUGCAUAUGAAGUUGUUGACUUUGCCAAGAAACGAGGUAUCCACAUCAUGGCAGAGACCGACACACCUGGGCAUGCAGAAUCAUGGGGUGUUGGUUAUCCUAACCUCUGGCCUUCUCGCAACUGUACCGAGCCCCUGGAUGUAGCAAAAAAUUUCACAUUUGAAGUGAUUUCUGGAAUCCUUACUGAUAUGAGAAAAAUUUUUCCAUUUGGCCUGUUCCACCUGGGAGGGGAUGAAGUAAAUACAGAUUGCUGGGAUUCAACCCCCCAUGUGAAGCAAUGGCUUCAGGAACACAACAUGACUACAAAGGAUGCUUAUCAGUAUUUUGUAUUGAGGGCUCAAGAGAUAGCAAUUGCUCUUGGUUGGAUUCCAGUUAACUGGGAAGAAACCUUCAACACAUUCAAGGAAAAUCUCAAUCCUCAAACAGUUAUACAUAACUGGUUGGGCCCCGGAGUCUGUCCUAAAGCUGUUGCAAAGGGUUUUAGAUGUAUCGUCAGCAACCAAGGUGUAUGGUACCUUGAUCAUCUGGAUAUUCCAUGGGAGGAUUUCUACAACAGCGAACCAUUGGAUGGAAUAAAUAGUACACUGCAGCAAGAACUUGUACUUGGUGGAGAGGUUUGCAUGUGGGGUGAGACAGCUGAUACAUCUGAUGUUCUACAAACAAUAUGGCCACGUGCUGCUGCAGCUGCAGAGCGCUUGUGGAGUCCAUUAGAUGCCACCUCUGCUGGAAACCUAAACUCAACUGUGCUGAGCCGGCUACAUUACUUCAGAUGUUUGCUGAAUCAUCGUGGGGUUGCAGCUGCCCCAGUCACCAGUAAGUAUGCACGACGUCCCCCGAUAGGUCCUGGUUCAUGCUUUGCUCAAUAAUCUGAGGUGCUGUAAAGACGUGCGCAAAGGCCCAAUUGGACCUAGUGUUAUGCAUUAAUCUUGAAUCCACUGUAAAGGUACAGAUAAAGAGACUCUACUUAGUCCAUUAUUUAUGCUUUCUGUAAUAAUCAGGUGUAUGGUCAUUGAUCUGCUGUUUAUUGUCAUAAUGGAAUUCAAUAUACCAGAUGUAUGUCAAAAAGCAUUUACUUUUCCAAAUAAAUUUCCUAUGAUCUUGCUGCUGCUA